Perkinsus marinus ATCC 50983 is the source of this 1593-nucleotide messenger RNA. RefSeq lists its product as hypothetical. Gene Ontology annotation, molecular function: aspartic-type endopeptidase activity; zinc ion binding; nucleic acid binding. The record is from RefSeq and is a predicted model, not a curated record. Gene Ontology annotation, biological process: proteolysis. The annotation marks the transcript as partial. NCBI's taxonomy places the organism in Eukaryota, Perkinsozoa, Perkinsida, Perkinsidae. The transcript has a single exon.
AGUCUACACCUGAAACUCAAUGUGAUAAGAUGCAGAAUGUGAAGAAGUCCACUAAUGAGACUCUACCACAAUUUAUGUACAAGCUCCAGAACUUGUUUACUGGUGUCGAGAUUGAGACUGGUCAAGAACUGGUUGAUAGUACUAAGUUGACUCGUCUUCGUGGUGCGUUGCCUAAAGUGGACGUUCAGUUCCUAAGGGAGAAAUUCCCUACUAACCUAACUUAUGAUCAGUUAGUUACGAGAGUUAAUGAGUAUUUCUCUAGUGCCAUGGAUCGUGAGUGUUAUGAGAGGUUUGUUAAACAGUAUAGGAUGUUGAACGCCCCCGAGAAAGUUGAUGGCUAUGCUCACAACGACUUGAAGACGGUGGAUACUGUGGUGGACGCUAUGGAAGAAGCGCCUUCCGUUCAGGAGGGCAAAUCUUCCAAGCGUGGAAAGAAGCCCAAGAAAGCUACCAAGAAUGUCGUGGCCAAUGAAGCGACGGCUAAUUUUGGUGGCUCUGUGGGCUCUGGUAGUUGUCGACGUUGUAACUCUAAUGGUCACACCGCUGAGAACUGCACUUCUGAGAAUUUGUCUAUCUUUCGUGGUCGCUGUUAUACCUGUGCUGACACUAGUCAUCAGGCGAACAAGUGCACGAAGGAUAAAUCUAAGUUGGUUUGUCAAAGGUGUUUACUUGGUGGUCAUGUAGCAGACGUCUGCCGAGUGAAGUGGUCUUUUAUACCUAAGUCACAUCAUCCCGAUCCUUCAAGUUCUGGUGUCAGUCAACCUCCCCAGCCUAGUGGGAAGUUUGAAACUACUGUCAACCAGAAGAAGGAAGCUACAGAUGUCUCUGCCAACUCUAAUCUGUGUGAGAUUGGUGACACACAGAUGGAGAAAGCUGAGAUUGGUGAGAUCUACGAAUGCCAGACUAAGGCCGUCUCGUGGCUGGAUCUGAAAAAGGGUAUGAUAUAUGCCAAAUUCAAGGUCUUCUGCGGGAAUCCUUAUGAAACUGUCGAUAUGUGUGGGUUAUUGGAUACGGGUGCUAAUUUGAGCAUCAUCGACAACCACACGGUCGAGGAGAUGGUAAGGAAGAAGGCUGGACGUGUUGCUAAACUGCCUCAACCCUUAACUUGUACUAUGGCUGAUGGCAGUAGGCAAGUGAUAACGCACGCAUGGCAUUGUAUGGUUCAGCAAUUGACCAAGCCGGUUGAUGGUGUUGGCCAAUAUGUUCAAUCUGGUAGAGAAGCAAGGUUUAUCAUACUAAAGACUAUCAAGAAGGACAAGGUUCUCAUUGGUAGAGAUCAGUUUGAAGACUUCGGCUUCGUUAUCGGGAAGAUGAUUAACUGCCAUCAUGAAAAGGAUUGCUUGUUGACUGACCCGUCUCAAGUCAAUAAGGUUAUGGUGGAAGAUCCUCAUCGAGUGGUUAUUCAUUGUGACCAUGUAAAGUCACAAAUGGCUGAUGUCGCCGAUGAGAUUAAUGCCACUAAGGUCUAUGAGUCCAAAACCUAUGAGGGUAGGAUGGCAUCAUUGGAAUGGAGAUCGUCCCAAAGGCCCCACAAGGCUUUCAAGGCUGCGGUCAAGAGAGCUAAGAGGUUGGAGUAUUCGCUAAAGAGAAGAG